UAGCAACUUUACAAAUUGCUUUCCAUCAGCAGCUAAGUUAUCUAGCUAUCCACAACUUUAUUUUCUUUACUUUUCUUCUUCUUGAUAGACAUAUUGAUGUUUCGAUUGGUUCAUGGAUAUUGAUCCCUUGUGGAUUACUGCGGGGUGGUUAAUUACUACUGGUUCUAGUUUCAUGGCACCAGCUACCAAAUCAACAGUACUUCCUGAAUCACAAGCUAUGUUGCUGUUUCUUGGCCUUCUCUUGGUUGUUUCUCUUCUUGCUCGCCCCAUUGAUCCCAAGAAACUUACGCAAAGUCCCACCACAGAAUUGCAUCCACAGCAAACAAAGCAUAUACCACCUUAUGCUUCUUCUUCUGUUGCAGCUACAAUUUCUGGUUCCGAUUCAGGUCAACAGUUUAAAGCAGCUGCACAUGAAGUACCAAGCGGUCCAAAUCCUGAAUCCAACAAGUAAGCAAAGAGGGUUCAUAUUCACUGUCACGUACGGAACCACUAUGGCCAAUAUCAUGAUUAAUUAUCACCAUCCUCACUUCAUACAUCAAUCAAGACAUCAUUGAGUUUCCCUUAUCGAUGUCUUUUUGCCCAGCAAGCCAGGCGUAUGAAUAUAGCAAGCGUAAUCUCAUUUCUUUCCUAGUUUGUGUGUAUGUUUGAUUGUUUGUUUGUGUAAUUAUACUACUUAUGAUCUAUAUAUCUUGAAUCCAUUGAUGAUCAGUAAGACAUUUCGAAAGAAAUGAAUAAAUUAAUAUGCAUAUAUAUAAGCCAAUUUUAUGCAUUAUAUA
Molecule: messenger RNA, 776 nt
Organism: Hevea brasiliensis (rubber tree)
Lineage: Eukaryota; Viridiplantae; Streptophyta; Magnoliopsida; Malpighiales; Euphorbiaceae
Product: CLAVATA3/ESR (CLE)-related protein TDIF
Exons: 1
Coding region: 113-451 (112 amino acids)
Source: RefSeq, a predicted model, not a curated record